AUGCACAAUGAUAAAUGGGAUAAGAACGAGCUCAAGGAGUUCUUUGAACAGUACGGCACUGUCCUUGAGCUGAGAAUCAACAGUGGUGGAAAGCUGCCUAACUUUGGAUUCGUGGUAUUUGAUGAUGCUGAGCCCGUGCAGAAGAUCCUCAGCAAUCGGCCUAUUAAACUGCGAGGUGACGUUCGGCUGAAUGUAGAGGAAAAGAAGACCCGCUCGGCCCGUGAAGGUGACAGGCGGGACAUCCGCCCCAGAGGCCCGGGGGGACCACGCGACAGGGUAGGCGGGUCAAGGGGACCGCCCGCCCGUGGAGGCAUGGCUCAAAAACCCAGUUUUGGAGCCGGUCGAGGCACAGGACCCAGCGAGGGGCGUUACGCAGGAGCACGUCAGUGAGGCAGCUCCCACGUCAUUCACUGCUGAUGCAAGUCACCCUGGUUAACACAGACGGCUUCCCUGUUCCCCUGUCUCCAUCCCUCACUCCAGGACCCAGGAGUGUGAUUAUUCUUCUUUAUCUGGACUCUUCCUUUUAUUUCUGAGAUUGAACUUGAAUUUGUUGUAGAAAAACAAAACUACUUGAAUUGGGGAAAGGAGAAACCUAGCAUUUGGUUUUAGCGUUCUCUCCCUGUUUCUUAAAGGAACGUGUUUUUACUGCUUGGGCAAUCCUGUGUAUUGCUAGCACCCGCUUUCAGGUCAAGUGCAAGUAUGGUUUUAUUUGGAAUUGUUGCCAAGUCAAAUCAUGGUUGUGUGUGAAUGACUAUCUAGCAUGUAAAGAAUCCUGUUUGCCUUCUACUGUUGCACUUCAUCAAGAAUGACAACAUAUUUUAACAACUCUGUUGAGAGAACAAAAUAAACUCUAUGUACUAUUUUGAAGCAUGGGUGUCUUGUCUGGGGGAAGAAAUUCAUUUUAAACUACGCUAGACAUUUUAAAUGGUGUUAAAAAAUUUUUUUAUUAGAUUUGUGUUUCUAAGAGCAAUCCCAAGUAUUGUGUGCCCACAUAUGCAGAAUAUUUCUUUGGUUAAAAUUGCUCUUUGUAAAGUUGAUUUUAAAAUGCUUAUGCAGCAGUAAUGAAUGAAUGAUAAAGUCAUGGAAAUUGCAGGUGCUUUCAGUAGUUCAGUACUAACUAAUGUUUUACACAUUAAGAAAUAAAUUGCUUUUGUAAAGGGU
Sinocyclocheilus grahami is the source of this 1161-nucleotide messenger RNA. RefSeq names its product ras GTPase-activating protein-binding protein 1-like. Gene Ontology annotation, molecular function: mRNA binding. Lineage: Eukaryota; Metazoa; Chordata; Actinopteri; Cypriniformes; Cyprinidae. Gene Ontology annotation, cellular component: ribonucleoprotein complex; cytosol. Bases 1 to 390 code for a protein of 129 amino acids. The record is from RefSeq and is a predicted model, not a curated record. The transcript has 3 exons.